AUGCUCAAAGGAAUGGGCCAUGACGGCGCCCAGGACACUACAAAACUAGCCAGCCUCGCCGAGACCAAGCGGAAAAUCGCUGGAAAAGAAGGCACACAGACCUGGGUGUUAGCCAGGCGUUCCCGAGGAACCGCAGAGACAGGCCACCGCUGCCCCCUUCUUCCCGGCGCGCCGGCCGCCGGACAGGGUUCUUCCCUUCACCACGGCGAGGAUCGCGUCCAGGCUAGAAGGACUUGGGUAUGCGUCUAG
Molecule: messenger RNA, 249 nt
Organism: Colletotrichum truncatum
Lineage: Eukaryota; Fungi; Ascomycota; Sordariomycetes; Glomerellales; Glomerellaceae
Source: RefSeq, a predicted model, not a curated record